This is a messenger RNA of Raphanus sativus (radish), 1402 nucleotides long. RefSeq names its product SEC14 cytosolic factor. Lineage: Eukaryota; Viridiplantae; Streptophyta; Magnoliopsida; Brassicales; Brassicaceae. The coding region runs from base 177 to 1181 and encodes 334 amino acids. The transcript is spliced from 11 exons. The record is from RefSeq and is a predicted model, not a curated record.
AUAAAAUUCUGUUGGUGGGGUGUUUUCUGCCUCCUACCACCUCUUUGACCUUUAAUGAUGGCCUCAUAGUUUGGUCUGCAAAGUGACCAAACGAGGUAAAAAAUAACAGUCGAUCUUGGGGAUAUUACUUUCCCUGGGCAACUCUGUCUGGUUGCAGAGAGAGUGGCCGGAAAAAAAUGGGGAUGGUUUGUGAAGAAGCUAUUGAUAAAAUUCAGGAGCUCAUAGAUCAAGUUGAAGAGGAGCCACUGAAGAAAACAUUUGAGAGAGUCCAUCAGGGAUACCUGAGGGAGAACUUGAGUCGUUUUCUGAAAGCACGUGACUGGAACGUGAACCAAGCUCAUAAAAUGCUGGUAGAGUGUUUGCGUUGGAGGGUGGAUAAUGAAAUUGACAGUAUCUUAUCAAAACCAAUUGUUCCUAGUGAGUUGUACAGAGACGUACGUGAUUCUCAACUCAUAGGAAUGUCUGGUUACACAAGAGAGGGCUUGCCUGUCUUUGCUAUUGGCGUUGGCCUCAGCACAUUCGACAAAGCUUCGGUUCACUACUAUGUCCAAUCCCACAUCCAAAUCAAUGAAUACAGAGACCGUGUACUGCUGCCUUCUAUGUCCAAGAAGAAUGGGCGGCCAAUAACCACCUGCGUUAAGGUUCUUGACAUGACAGGGCUGAAACUUUCAGCACUGAGCCAAAUUAAGUUAGUGACUAUUAUAUCAACCAUCGAUGAUCUAAACUAUCCAGAGAAGACAAACACUUACUAUGUUGUGAACGCUCCAUAUAUAUUCUCCGCCUGCUGGAAGGUUGUUAAACCUCUUUUACAUGAGAGGACGACUAAAAAAGUUCAUGUGUUAUCCGGUUCUGGAAAGGAUGAGUUAUUGAAGAUUAUGGACUACACAUCCCUCCCACAUUUCUGUAGAAGAGGAAGCUCUGGCUCAUCUCACCACACUCAGAGUGCAGACUGUUUUUCUGUUGAUCAUCCCUUCCAUCAACAGCUAUACAACUAUGUGAAGCACCACUAUGAGACCCAGGGACAAGCUGAACCUGCAAAGCAAGGAUCGUUCCACGUGGGUUUUCCUGAGCCUGGAGCUGAACGUGUUCAGAUAGUCAAAACCAUUGAAUCUGAACUGCACAAGUCCGAGCACUGCAAUGGUCUGGGGAAUCCCGUUGAUGCCAGAAAAGCAAGUCCAUGAAAGAAUUUGGAAGAUGAUGAACCCAGAAUGCUUCUGAAGGUGUUCCCUUUCAGUGCCUUCAAAUGGGCAAAGUACAACUGAGUACUGAGCACUGAGGUCAUCUCCAUAGCCCAUGCAAAUGUAAAGUGAAGCAAAGAGAAUAAAAUCUUGAACUGUAUGUACUCUUGGAUUCAUGUAUAGUAGCAAAUUUAAAACAAAGUCUGAAGAAGUGUACCUCCCAA